Molecule: messenger RNA, 3712 nt
Organism: Condylostylus longicornis
Lineage: Eukaryota; Metazoa; Arthropoda; Insecta; Diptera; Dolichopodidae
Product: putative histone-lysine N-methyltransferase 1
Exons: 14
Coding region: 178-3639 (1153 amino acids)
Source: RefSeq, a predicted model, not a curated record
AUGUCUAGGCUACUUCAUCGGAUGAAUCAUAAUAACCAUAUUUCUCUAAAUUGAGAGAAGUAGAAACAGCGUAUUUAAACUUUUUAUAUAAUAUUUAAACAAAUAUAUUUCCAAAUCAAAAAACUAUUUUUUUAAAAUAUUUUACCAAUAAAGGCGUCAUCAAACGUUUUUUUUUUAAUGGAUUCCGAAUUAAGCGUUUCAAUGUUUUCAACAUAUUCAAAAAGCGAUCAAUUACGGGAGAAAUUUCAUAGGAAAAUUAACAAAAUAAAAAAAUUAAGUUUAUUUAAUGAUUCAGUAUGGAUGUUUUUUAAAGUUUGUUUUCAACAAUUGGAGAUAUGUAAAAAUAAAUAUGGGGACGUGGUAAUUGAUUUAGUGUUAGAUUCACUGGAUUGCUUAUUGUUUGUAGGGAAUGAAUGUAAGAGCUCAUACGAGAAAGAAAAAUUUGAGGAAACUGCUUACGAUGUAAUUAAUUAUUGUUCUUUAUUGAUGUCUUUUAAAAAUUCUAAUCCAUUGUAUCUUGGUAAACUUUUUGAAAAAUGGAGGACAUUAUUGAAUUCAGAACUUUUAACAAGCAAGUUUUUCAAAAAGACAUUUGAUAAAGCAGAAAGUGUUAUACCUUUAAUAUUAGACAAUAUUUACUUAGCUGGAAAUUAUGAAACACAAUACAAAGGUCUUACUCUACUUAUAACAUAUUUUAAAUCAGCUAGUGAAGAGAAAUUGAUUCAAAUACUUGAUAAUAUAAUAUUACCAAGCUUCAAGCGUAACAUCAAAGAACUGAUUGAAAAUCUUUAUUCAAAAAAAUUUUUUCUUUGUUGUCGUAAAUAUAUUAAUAUUAUAAAUCUUGAAUUAUCUGAGGAAAUGUCGGUAUUUUCUGAAAAAGUUAUUUCAAUUUUCAUAAAUGAGUUAGAAGUUAAGAAAAUUAAAUUGGGAAAGAAAAAACGAAUGCCAUACCAUAAUGGUUGCCCAUUAUGGGUGGAUUUUAAUUCAAAAAGUAAAAGUGUCUCAUUCGAAUGUUCUGCUCGUACCUUUAAAAUUCCUUCUGAUGAAAGAGUAAGAUUUGAAAUAUUUGUUGAUCAUAUUGAAAGUGAUGGUAUAUCUACUAUUUUCAUUUCUUCUAAAUCGGAUCCAAAGAUUUUACCAGAAAAAUAUAAUCCUGUGAUUCAAUCAAAUUCAAUGAAUUUAAAAAGUUUAAAAAUAGAAUAUAAUCCACAAAAAUGCGCUAAUAAUAUUAUACAAAAUAUAAUUGAUUUUAUGAAAAAUGUGAAAGUAAAUGAAAUUAAAAAUAUUAAUGGAAUAAAAUUGGGAUUUAAAAAUUUUAAGAGCUUUCUGUCUCAUGAAAAGCCCACAUCCGAAAAUUCAAAACUACGAAAAAAUAAUAUUUUCACAGAAGUUUUAGCUUCUGAAACUACAGAAAAUCAUAGCAAUUGUAACCGAAAAAAUCAGAAUGACAUGCUGAUGUCGCCUGUUUCUACAAUAAUUACUGGUUCAACUACUACGAAACAGACAGGACCAAAAUAUACUUUUGAUGCCAAUAAAAAUUUCGUAGAAAUGAAUUCACUCUUGAAAAAUAAAUGUUUUGUUAAGUUAUCAAGAUGUGAUGAGGAAAAUGGCAAUAAUAGUUCUUCAAAUAGUUCUUCUGCAUCAACUGAAUCUUUUAAAAGUUAUAAAAUUCGUAACUUCUAUAAAGAUAGAAAAGGACGUAAAAAGAAUUCUCAAUCUAGCGAAAGCAAAAAAAUUGAACAAAUUAAAAAUUUUGAAAGAAUUAAUGAAGAAAUAAAAUUUUUGAAUUAUAGAAAUGAUGAUUUUGAUAAUUUAAAACUAUCAAAUAAGGAUAAUAAAGAUCAACAAAAGGGAAAUAAAUUACCAUUGUCAAUGCCUUUACCAAAGAGUAAUAAUAUAAGUGAUCAAUUAAUUUUUGAAAAGAAUUGUAAUGAUAAAGAAAAAAACAUGAUUAAUGAUAACAUUUAUAUUGAAAAUGAUAAUAGCACUAAAAAUGAUAAAUAUAAUGAUAAUAAAAAUGAAAAAAUGGAACAUAUUAAAAGCAUAAAUAAUAGUAACAAAAAAAGACAUAAAAAAAUGCAAAGUACCCCAUCAAAAGUUCAAAAAUUUGAUGAAAUAUCUUCUUCGGAUAUAACUCUCGCAAAGCAGCAAGAGAGAAAAAAUUUCGCUAUGAAAUAUUAUGAUACAAAAAAUCAAAGUCUUUGUCUUGUAUCAUUGGUUAAACCGUUGUAUAAAAACAAUCCUGAAAAUGUUAAUAAUAACAAUAAUAAUAAGGAAAAUAUCAGUAAUGUUAGGAACACAGAAAAAAAUGAUGUUGCAUUAAUAGAAGAUGAAAAUUAUUUAAAUAAAGCUGUUGAUGAAUAUGCUAAAAAUCAUGGUUUAAUUGGUAUAAAAACAGCUUUAAGUCAACCAGAAAAUUAUAAGAAAUUUUCUCAAACUGAACGUGAAGUUAUAAUUAAAAAUUGUGAUGUAAUAUCAAAAGCAGCAGAUCGGUCGGUUCAACGUUUUUUUAAAACCGAUCCGAAAGAACAUGAUGUUUAUGCUUUAAAUAAUAUAUUAAAAGAUGCACCAAUUGGAUCAAAAAAACGGAGAAAUCAUCAAAUGUCAGCGAAAAAAGCAAAAAAGAGGUCGUUUGAAGGGGAUAUUACCAAAUCCACUAUCAAAAUAAUUGAUACACCAAAAAAGAAAAUCAGGGCACAAAAUCAUUUAAUACAUGAAUCCAUAGAAGAUAGAAAUCAUAAUAAGCAUAUAACACCCAAAUCAAAAAAAAAUAAAUCUAAUGAAUCGAAGAAUACAGUCAACGAAUUGACGAUUGAUGAAAAUCUAAAUGAUGAUAUUGACAAAAAUGUAAUAUAUGAAAAAUUCUUUAAUUCACUGUCUGAUAAAUCAGUUCACCCAAUAAACGAUCUGUUACAACCAGUGGAGGAAAAUAAUUUGAUGAAUAUAAGCUCACCGGAUUUGUUAAGGCAUAAUGAAAAUAUGAAUUUAAAUCAUUGUUCCCCAAUUAUUAAUAUAACUUCUACGAAAGAAAAAAAUAUGGUUGAAUCAAAGAUUUGCACCAACGUUCCAUUGGAAAUACGUACAUCUCAAAAAAAAUCAUCUGAAUCAUCUGCGUGUAUGAAUCAAAAACAUAAAAAGGUUAAAACAAAUGAACGACAAUCAACAAAUUUCGAAAACUUGAAUAUUGAGAAAAAACUGUUUGAAGAGUUUGAAAAUAGAAUGGAAAGUCAUAGUAAACGCAUUUUCACUGAAUAUUUUAAAUUUGAUUUGUCACCAUUGAAAGACAAUAAAAUUCAAGCAUUAGAAUUAUUUCAAAAUGCUUAUGAAAAUUUAGAGCAAUUUAAUGAAAUUUAUGAACACAUUAUAGAACUCAUCAAAACACUUAAAACAAAAAUGAAACAAUUAACUAAUGUGACUGAAGCUAACGUUAAUUUGUAUAUGAUUCGUCAAGGAAUUCGUAUUUUACAACCGAUGAUUGUAUCAUAUGAUCAAGAAAUAGCACAAAAUAAAGCUAACUUGGCUAAAUUUAAUGAUAAAUUCAAAUCUUAUUCUAUACAUGUGGAACAAGAAAUUUGGAAAACAUUUGUUAAAGAUUGCCUACAGGACUUCUGUUCUAUUAUUGAAAAGAAUUGUAUUUAAAGAAUUUUUGAAAUAGAACUAAUUACAUUUUUUAAUAUACUACUAAUAUUAUUCAUUUUCAGUUUGUAAAUUA